Messenger RNA from Mercenaria mercenaria, 1783 nucleotides. RefSeq names its product sodium-dependent glucose transporter 1A-like. The record is from RefSeq and is a predicted model, not a curated record. The transcript has 6 exons. NCBI's taxonomy places the organism in Eukaryota, Metazoa, Mollusca, Bivalvia, Venerida, Veneridae. Bases 89 to 1699 code for a protein of 536 amino acids. Gene Ontology annotation, biological process: transmembrane transport.
UAGGAAUGUUUUUUUGUAAAUUUUUAACAUAUAGAAGUGUAUUUUAAAUUAUCAAUCCUUUUUCAGUGUGUGCAUUAUACUGUUAACCAUGACACAAUCAGAUGAAUCAGAGAAUCCUAUCCAAGAUUCUGAAGAAACAAAAGCCUCUCAGUCCUUUCUUCAAAAAACUCCCCAAGAAGGUGAGCUAGACAAAGAUGCUGAGGUAAAAGUUAAACCAGAGACUAGCAACUACAAGGACUACAGUUUGUGUAAAAGGUUAAAGGUCGAUCAUCCGUUUAGAAGAAGAUUCAUCCAUACACUAUGGUUGUUUUGGGCAUUUGUUGGUUUGGGUUGGAUGGUUGGACAGAUGGGCCCUUCAUUUCCAGAUCUCAGAUUGAUAGCUCAACAGGAACUUGAUACAGCAGCCUGGCUCUUCACUAUAUUCUCUAUUGGAUAUCUAAUUGGAUCUUUUUUUGGAGGUAUACUGUAUGACAGGUUUAACAAAAUGUUACUGAUUGCAUUUUCUACGUUGAUUAUGGCUGUAUCAACAGGAGUGCUACCCUGGUGUAAAUGGUUUCCCCUCAUGCUGGUUGUGAGGUUCAUAUCUGGUAUUGGUGCUGGGGGACUUGAUACAGGAGGGAAUGCUGAUCUUGUGUCACUGUGGGAUGAAGAAGGAAGGCCAUACAUGCAGGCAUUACACUUCUGCUUUGGAUUUGGUGGAAUUAUAUCCCCUCUGGUGACAGAGCCAUUUCUGGCCGAGAAAGAAUGCUUGGAUGCACAGGGUAAUGGAACAGAUAUUAUUUCAACAAAUACAACUGCAGAAACAUUAUAUGACAGUGUUUCCAUGGCAACAGAUGCACUGAAUUCGUCAAGCAAUGGCACAUGUGAAGAAGUUUAUGGAGAAACUUAUAUUCAUUUUGCCUACCUUAUUUCAUUUUUUAUCUUAUUUUCCAGCUCAUUGCCAUUUUUCAUAAUGUCAUUUAAAAUUAUGUGCAAUAAAAAGCCGCACAAUAUGGCAGCAGAUAAAAGCGAAAUUCCACGACCAGACAAACUUCCGUUCAAACUUAAGGUGAUUUUCUUGAUACUUCUGUCCGCGUUCAUGUUGAUGUAUUGUGCCGUAGAAGAUACUUUUUCUGGAUUUUUAGCAACAUUUUGUAUUUAUCAUUUCAAUUGGAGUACUGGUACCAGUAGUUAUGCAACCAGUACCCACUGGGCAUCUUUCGCUUUCGGUCGUUUCUCGGGAAUAUUUCUUAUAAAGGUUUUUAAGCCCGUUCAGCUAUUCUGGGCAUAUUGCAUAUCUGUCGUAUCAUCUUUUGUUGGGUUGCUAAUCGUCAGUUUAACAUAUACAACGGAAUUAGUGUGGUUAUUCAUAGCGUUGGCAGGUUUCUCUAUGUCGAUAAUAUUUCCGUGUAUAUUUACUUGGACCGAGGAAAGUAUACUAAAAGUUACGGGCAUGAUUUCCUCAAUGUUUCUUAUAGCAGCUUCUGGCGGUUUAAUGCUGAAUCCAUUGUUUUUAGGUUAUCUUAUGGACAACUUUUCCCCCAUGUGCUUUGUGUAUCUCCUUUUGGGAGAAAGUGUAGCAUGUUUUUUACUGUUUUUGACAAUAUUUAUUCUAGUCAAAAGAUACAUUAAUUUUGCCAGUUCACCAAAGUCUUCAGACAUGGAGAUAGUUGUAUCUGAGCAAGAGAUGGUGCCUUUAGGUGAAAAGAAAAUGGAAUAAAUGAAUAUUUUAUUGUUUCAAGAUAUUGUUUAAGAAAAUUUAUUUUUAACAUUUCGAUAUAAGCGAUGCAAAAUCAGUUCCAUA